This is a messenger RNA of Lindgomyces ingoldianus, 765 nucleotides long. RefSeq lists its product as uncharacterized. The annotation marks the transcript as partial. The record is from RefSeq and is a predicted model, not a curated record. Lineage: Eukaryota; Fungi; Ascomycota; Dothideomycetes; Pleosporales; Lindgomycetaceae. The transcript has a single exon.
AUGCCUACAAGGCAUAACAACCACAACCACGACCACCAUCACAACCACCUCCAUGCACGAGCAACACCAACGCGCUCAAAUCUUGGCCCACUAACAACGACCUUCACACCACCAGCGCAUUGUACCCGCCCCGUCGUUGGCUGUACGACAUGUAGCAGCGCGUGGGCAGCUCAAUCAUGCUUUAGCUACAAUCCCACUUCCAAAGGCGCCAUGGAUGAUACAGCAUGCUGGCCAAAAGCAACAUCAUAUCCACGUGCUCCUCCGCUCGCAGGCCUAGGCUUUUAUUCCCCCGGUCUACUCUGCCCAACUGGCUACACAAGCGCAUGCUCAGCUGCAUCUCGAGCGCCAGGAGACGACUUACGGACGGUAAUAGAUAACAACGGGCCUGUCUCCAAUUCCUUCCAAUUCCCACUGAUAGCAGGCGAAACGGCUGUAGGUUGUUGCCCGACUGGAUUCACCUGUACGCCAUACACACAGUACGGAUGGCAGACAUGUCACGCCGUUAUAAGCUCAACACGCCUCGACGCCUUCGCCUGCGAUGGCGGUACAUCUCGGGAUAUGUCAAGCUUCAGUCUCCCAUUCCAAGUCGGCGCAAAAACAAACGCCGUGACGGUUUCCACCGUGGAUAUCUGGGCGCCACUGAUCCAGCUAAACUGGCAAAAGACCGACCGAUCCACAUCAGGAACUGCUUCUAGCACUGAAACAUCCGCUGCAAGCGCGAACUCCGACGCACCAUUUAGCCUAGCUUCCAAAGCUGCCACUGGU